Selaginella moellendorffii is the source of this 654-nucleotide messenger RNA. RefSeq names its product germin-like protein subfamily T member 2. Lineage: Eukaryota; Viridiplantae; Streptophyta; Lycopodiopsida; Selaginellales; Selaginellaceae. The record is from RefSeq and is a predicted model, not a curated record. Gene Ontology annotation, cellular component: cell wall. Bases 1 to 654 code for a protein of 217 amino acids. Gene Ontology annotation, molecular function: manganese ion binding. The transcript has a single exon.
AUGGCUGUGUCCAGAUCUCACGCUCUCUCAAUUGCUUUGCUCUCAUUCUUCGUGUGGACAGUAGUUUCAUCCGAUCCAGAUCCACUCCAGGAUUUUUGCAUCGGAGAUCUCAACGUUGUCCCCGGGAUCAAUGGAUUCCCAUGCAGGAACGCCUCCGCAGUCACGGUCGACGACUUCAUCUACAGCGGAAUCGUCAACUCCUCCAACACCACAAACAUCAACCGCUCAGGUGCCAUCUUUGGAACUGUGCUGAGAUUUCCAGGCCUCAACACUUUGGGUCUCUCCAUCGCUAGGCUCGACUUUCUCCCCGAAGGAAUCAUCCCUCCACACACCCAUCCCAGAGCCUCGGAGAUGGUCUACGUAGAAGAAGGGACCAUUUACGCCGCCAUCGUCACAGCGGAUAAUCGUCUGUUUGCUCGAGUGAUGAACAGGGGAGAAGUCAUGGUGAUUCCUCGCGGAUUGAUCCACUGGCAGAUGAACGUAGGACGUACCAAUGCCAAGAUCAUCGCCACUCUCAACUCCCAGCUUCCCGGAAUCCAGUUCAUUGCCAGAUCCAUGUUUGGAUCCCGACCAGAGGUCCCGGACGAGGUCCUCGAGAAGACGUUCUUCUUGGGCGAGCGUAGCAUCAACCAAGUCCGAUCCAACUUUGAUUGA